Molecule: messenger RNA, 6188 nt
Organism: Mugil cephalus (flathead mullet)
Lineage: Eukaryota; Metazoa; Chordata; Actinopteri; Mugiliformes; Mugilidae
Product: Na(+)/H(+) exchange regulatory cofactor NHE-RF2-like
Exons: 6
Coding region: 696-2015 (439 amino acids)
Biological process (GO): protein localization to plasma membrane
Cellular component (GO): apical plasma membrane
Molecular function (GO): protein-membrane adaptor activity; signaling receptor binding
Source: RefSeq, a predicted model, not a curated record
AUGACGGAUGAGGAAGAUUUCCUUUCUCAGGUCACAGUCAGUCUGGUUUCAACUCCGCUGCCUGUGGUGAGUUUCUGCCUCUCUGGGGGACUGUAAAAUGAGCCAGUAUCUCGACAUUUGAAAAUUUGUUUCACUUCUGUGGACCGAUUUUAUUAAUGAAACGUGCUGAUAUCUCAGUAACUUCUAACAGCCAUGUGAUCUGCUGCAAAGCGUAGCUGCGCUCCGUCAGGUGUGCGCUGAGGGGGACAGUGGCAUCUGUUGCUGACGCCUCUUCACUUUCACCGGGUCGGACAGGAGGACACACACGGAGCCGACGAGGAGAAUUAAGUGUUACGUGCGAGCAAAAGCCUUCUAAUCUCUGAUCUAUCGGAUUAUUGGACGGGAUUUAGCCUUUCUGACCACUGUUUUACGCAAAUUGCGCACCGACAUUUACGCAUUCAUAUUCGCGCCCGCGGAGCUCACACGAUGGAUUAAUUCCUCAUUAGUUUUAGCUAAUAAGUUUUUGAUGUGUGCUCUCAGAAAACUGUGCAUUAUAAGAGAUUCCCAUGAUGCUAAAUCAUGAUGAUCUUUUGGUCACUGAAGCGCGCAGCCGUACGUUGGAUUAAGAGCCAGCUACUUUCCACAGCUCUUGGACCAAGCACCUGCUUAUUCUCCUGAGACACUUUGACCCGUUUCUCCCUGUUUGAAUCGCUGGGAUGGAAUUCGAGUUGAGACCUAGGCUGUGUUUCCUGACCAAAGGAGAGAACGGUUAUGGGUUUCACCUGCACGGUGAGCGGAAUAAAGGCGGACAGUUUAUCCGCAAAGUGGAGUUCGGCUCCUCCGCUGACCUGGCCGGGCUGCGACCCGGAGACCGACUGGUGGAGGUGAAUGGGGAGAAUGUGGAGAAAGAAACUCAUCAUCAGGUGGUAAACCGGAUUCGUGAGGUGCCCCACCGCACCAGACUGUUGGUGGUGGACAGAGAGACAGAUGAGUUCCUCCACAGCCAGGGCCUGGCCUGCACAGAGGAGCUGGCCAUUGAGAUGGGGACCUUCUCCCCUCGCCCUUCUCCAGCACCCACGCCAGCCGCUUCCCCCCUGCCUAGAGAGAAUUCCUCCCUGUCGCCCAAACCCAAUCACACAUACAUAUUUAAUUAUACUCCUGCAGCGUCCCCCACAUGCAUGAUCACGCAAGACAAGGUCAAGAGGUCCUCGGUGACAUCAAGCACAGCAACCGACACAGAGCUGCAGGCCCAGCCUUCACCGGAGCCAACGGCCGAGCUCCUUCCCCGCCUAUGUCACCUGGUGAAGGGAGAGAGCGGCUAUGGCUUCAACCUGCACAGCGAUAAGGCAAAGGGUGGACAGUUCGUACGUGCCGUGGACUCCGACUCACCUGCUGAGAGUGCAGGCAUCAGGUCUGGAGACAGACUAGUGGAGGUGAAUGGAGUGACCGUAGAGGGCCUGAGGCACUCGGAGGUGGUGGGACUCAUCAGAGCAGGAGGGAGGGAAGUACGCCUCCUAGUGGUAGACCAGGAGACGGAUGAGCUUUUCCAUAGGUUGGGAAUCACACCGACUGUCAGCCACAUUAAAGAGGUGUAUGUGGAUGACACAGCCACAGAAAGCAUCCCACCCACCAUUGAACUACCUGCCACAGAUCCACCGAUCAUAAACGUCUCUCCGACAAACUCGUCUCCGACAAACUCGUCUCCGAUCACAAACUCGUCCCCCAUCCCAAACUCGUCUCCGAUCACAAACUCAUCCCCCAUCACAAACCCGUCUCCGAAAUCGUGGACCAACGGGAGCUCAGCGUCCCAGUCGUCCAGAAGUUCCACCACCCAGUCAGAGAUCAGCAGCUCAGACAUGAGCUUCCAGGUCCCCGAUGAGGAUGACAGGCAUAUUCCAGACCCUUUUAUGGACAGUGGCCUGCGUCUGAGCCCCACAGCUGCUGAGGCAAAACAAAAGGUCCUCGCCAACCGCAACAAGAAGAGAGCGCCCCAUAUGGACUGGAGCAAGAAACAAGAGCUCUUCAGCAACUUCUGACCAAAAAAAAGAUGAAAAAGGCACAAAGAACUGAAGAGUAAUAUCGUAAUUCAAAUCAUAAACACCAUCUUGUAGAAGCAUGGAGGAGGAUGCUUUAGUCAUUCUGAAAUUUAUUUCUGUGUCUAAAUAUAUUGUACGAUAUCAAAUAGUAUUUUCUAGGUGUCUGCAUUUACAGUAUCUGUAAGGACAAAGACAUGCUCAAGUUUCUCUUUUUUAAAUUAUUUCAGAGCCCCAACUAUGAGUCUGUGACAGCUUCUAUGCUUCUGUGAUAUCAGUAGCUUUCGUCAGAUUUGGGAUGAACUUCCUACAGAUAAUCAAAAUAAUGUCAUUUUAUUCAUUUCAAAUAACAGUUUCAUGUUUUAUAGAUUUGCAAUAAGGUAAUAGUCCUGGAAUAGUCACUGAUGUAUUUACUUGUUGAUUUUCUUUUUCUCGUAUUAGGUCAUAUGCAAUUAGGUCAUAUUUCACUGGAGCUCAUGGCUGAGGCUAAGUUAUAAAAUAAAUUAUGUUGGAUCACCUCGGUGCUUCUCUGAAAUGUCCCAGAGUCAUUUCUGGAAAGAAAAAUGUUUCAAAGACAAGUAGUUGACUAGAACUUAACACCGUCUGGAUAUUUGUUGUAUUGUAAUUUUCUCCACAAUGUAAAAUAAACUUUCAGAAUAUCAGUAAAAUGCAAUAGUAGUGUGAGUUAUCAAUACAUGGUGAAAUGUGGCAGCAGUGGGGUGAGUAUUUCUGUGGUAUUCAUGUUAAAUGAUUUAACUGAGCAGCCGGUGACAGUGGGCUGACUCCUGGGCCUUUAAACCUUACCUGCACCCGCACAUUCAAACAGCCUUUAAACUCAGCUGACACUUAAAUUUACAUUGUUACUAUGACAUAUUUUCUUCUGAAUGUCACAACCUGCUCAGGUGUUCAGCCACAAUCUCUGUAUAUUAAGGGGUCCUAACAAAAGCCCCAAAUUGGCAGCGUCUUUAGUAUCAGCAGCAGAGUCCACACCUGAAAUACUGACUGUCUUGUGUUGAACCAUGCAUUUGGGAAGUGGUUGUCUCGUUUCCUAAUGUACAAGUACAUUGUACCCUGCCCUGAACGUUACAAACUACACUGUCUUUGGGGUGAACAAGUCUGUUUCAGUGUCUUGCUGGGCUUUUAAGAGCACAGGGGUUUAUUGUGUUUAUUCAAAGUUCUCCUUAAUAAACACACUCCUCAGUGUGGUUGUCAACAGCUAGCUAUACGAGUUUUAGGUGGGCACAACCUAAACUCCUCACCAGUCAUUCAGAACUGAACAAUCUACCUGAAUGAGAGGUGAAACCGUCUUCAAGACUCCAGUUGCUAUUAAUGAUAUAAACAAUCAGUUUUACGGUCAAACCAUAUCUAGACAUUAAGUGGCCUACGUGUUUUACCUCUCAAAAUAACACCGGCAGUGUUACAUUUUCGGUUUCAGAUGCAGAUUUUGAAGUGUCCUGUUAGUAUUUGCUGUUGUAUAUGAUACAUCAGGUGAUCUCAAGUGAAGGAUUAUCCUGAACUUUCUCCUGUCACAGCACCAUCCCAAGCUCCAGGGUAAGUGGGUAAUUCCAAGGCGGGGACUGAAUGAUGCUCUGCAGCGUAACAGUAGCCUGUAAUUAUGCCGUUUGCUGGAGGAUGGAUCCGAUUUGUGGCUUGUGGGAGAUUUCUGUCUCUUAUUUGUGUGGCCUCAGACUGGCUUUGAAGAGUUGACUCAGGGAGAUGUUUCCUAUGGAGAAGAUCAAACCAUAUGAGAGUUUGAUCCUCUGACUGGAAAUGAAUCCCUUCCAGGGGAAAAGUGGCCUGUCAAAAGCCGAGUGUGUGAGUCUUCCACAUUAUUUCGGAUGCUUUUCAGAAAGGGCACAGGCAGUCCAAACAUUGUGUGAGGUGAAAAAUCACUAAUGACAUAACCUUACUUAGCCAUAACAUUAUGACCACUUUUUCCAUAAAAAUAGACCCACCCCGUCGAGGCAUGGACUCCACUAGACAUGUGAAGGUACGCCGUGGUUUCUGGCUCCUAGAUGUUAGCCGCAGCAGAUCCCUUAAGUCUUGAAUGUUGUGAAGUCCCACAGAUGUUGGAUUGGGUUGAGAUCUUGGAAAUUUGGAUGCCAGGUCAACACCUUGAACUCAUUUCUGCUUCCAUGAAAGAGUGUAUAUGGGCUGCAGCGAUUCUUAAGUUGUUGGUAAUAUCCACAAGAACGGCAGGACCCAAGGUCUUCUUGGAAAACAUUGACAAAAGUAUUAUACUGCCUCCGGGAUUCCAUGCGACUUCCCAUCGUGCAUCCUGGUACCAUGUGCUCCCCAGGUAAACGGUGAACACAAAUGUAACCAUAUAAGAUACAAGAGAAAAUGUGCAUAAUUAGGCCAGAACAUCUUCUUCUGUUGCUAUAUUGAUCCAGUUCUGAUGUUCUCAUGUCCAUUGUAGGCAGUUUAGACAGUGGGCAGGGGUCAGCAUGGGACAUCCUUGAUGUGUCUGCAGCUACACAGCCCUGUACAGAACGUACUGUGAUGCACUGUGUGUUGUGACACAUUUCUAGAACCAGCAUCAUCUUUAAUUAAUGCUACGGUAACUCAUCUUUUGGAUUGUCUCCCCCUGUGGUGCAUCAAUGCACCAUGGUCAUCCGUGACUCUGCUGCCGGUUCACCGCCUUUCCUUCCUUGGACCAUUUUUGACAGGUACCACUGAAGACCAGGAACACCCCACAAGAGCUGCAGCUUUGGAGAUGCUGUGACCCAGUUGUCCAGCCACCAAAAUCUGGCCCUGAUCAGAGUAUGUCUUAGUGAUUUGGGUAUUUACUUUAGAGGCAUCCUAGCCCUUCAUCUCUUGACAAAAGACAGCGGACGGGCAACUACAACAACCAUCCUUCAGCAUGCAUGACGUGAUUUAUUUCGAGAAUCCACAAUCCAGCUGAGUUUUUAAGAGACUCUAACACACAAUCUGUAAAUCAUGGAGUAGACUCAAAAGCACUUUAUUUCCAUUCCCGCCUUCAAAAUAAUAGGGAACACGACUGGCGAAAGCAAUCCACAGAAAAACAAAAAGUUCCAAAGUCUUUCUGCCGCAUCGCAACAAUAUCAUGCUUUUCAUUAUAUAAACACUUUAGAAAAAGACACUCCUUCUAUUCAAGACGCCCGUUCUCCCUUCCUUCCCUUAAAACUCAGCGUGUUCCAUCACUGAAAGCAGACGACUGUAUCAUCCUAAGAAAAUGUACACUGAUCUUCCAAUUACAAAAAAAAAUAAAAAUAAUAAUAAACACCAAAAUUAGCUUUCUCUUGUGCAAGCUUUGAACCAUGGAAAUAGAAUUAGACUGGGUUUUCAGAUUGUCUUGUAUUUUAAGCGACUAAUGAGAUUAGGUCACAGUCCGGGUCUAAUCAAGUGCCAACGACUGUUUCCAAAUGUCCACACGCUGCAAAACACUGGCAGAUUAUCGACAUAAAAAUAUAGAUCCCUGUAAUCAAUUAUUAACUAUGAUUAACCAUAAAAAGCCCUGCUGUCUCUGUACUUCUACAUCAGCACGGUACUUACGGAGCGGCCUGGCUUACCGUCUGCGUCAUAAAUUUCAGUGGCUAUUGCUCUUUGGCAGUGUCCUAGCUCUUAUUUUUUGUUAAGCGUACCGUGCUAUCUUUCUGGUUGCGAAUUCGAGGUGGUGUGUUGGCGUGUAAAGGGCAAUCACUCCAAAAUAUGCUCUGAAAUAUACACUACAGCACACACACACGCAAACACACACACAUUCACACAGUGGGAAACACAGACAUAGAGCAUGCACACAAGGUAGGCCAGGGCAGGCUACGGACACCUUUAAAAAAAAAAUAAAAUGAACUUGCACUCCUACUGUGCACACAUUAUAUGAACGGAGCUAACUUUCUAAAACAUGCUCAUAGGUAAAAAAAAAAAAGGUACUCAUGCGCGCAUACUCAUGCAAGGAUCUCUCUCACACACGCACACACCUCAGCAAUAUGGCAAGGUUAGUCAUUGUAAAAGUGCGGAUUAGUCGCAGUUUCACAAAGUUGUUUUUAUUUGCCAUUUAGUAUUGGGAUAUUUUUGCCAGUCAUAGACACUUAAUUUCACAGUGCAACACAGUAUGACAAACACUGACAUUAGGGUCAAGACAUAUCAUAUGGGUGAGGUUAAAAAAUAAAUCCUUACAAAAAAAAAAUAAAUGAAAACGGUAAAAUAAAAUAAAAA